This is a messenger RNA of Telopea speciosissima, 932 nucleotides long. RefSeq names its product transcription factor DUO1. The transcript has 3 exons. Lineage: Eukaryota; Viridiplantae; Streptophyta; Magnoliopsida; Proteales; Proteaceae. The coding region runs from base 6 to 932 and encodes 308 amino acids. The record is from RefSeq and is a predicted model, not a curated record.
CUGUAAUGGAAAAACGCAAGGAUGAAAUGGUGAUCAGGAAAGGACCAUGGAUGGCAGAGGAAGAUGAAAUACUGAAAGAUUAUGUGAAGAAGUAUGGUCCCAGAGAUUGGAGCUCCAUUCGAUCCAAAGGUCUUUUACCAAGAACAGGAAAAUCAUGUCGGUUAAGAUGGGUUAACAAGCUUAAACCUGACUUGAAAACUGGGUGCAAAUUUUCGGCAGAGGAGGAAAGAGUGGUGAUUGAUCUGCAAGCAAAAUUUGGGAACAAAUGGGCAAGAAUUGCAACGUAUUUGACUGGAAGAACAGAUAAUGAUGUGAAGAACUUUUGGAGUACUAGGCAGAAAAGGUUAGGAAGGAUUCGUCAGGCAUCAUCAUCACCUUUACCAAACAAAUCACAGAGGAGAAUUGAGAAAAUUUCUGUUACUCCUGAAACACAUUUUUUGGAGGGGCCUAAUUUCGGUGUGGUUUCAACUGGGGAAGAAUCAUCUUCAAGCGAUUGGUCUGGUUCACGUUCUAAAGUGGAAAACUUUGAAGGGACAAAGAUGCAACCAAUACCAGAAAUGACAAACCCAAAUUUUCUUCAUCUGGAGACAAACCUUCCCUUACUUGACUACAUGCCUAUUGAGAAGAAGCCCUGCUACGAUCCUUUAACCCAAUAUCCUUUCCCACCACUCCCUGAACCUUCCAUGGAUCUCCCACUCUUGACAGAAGGCCAAGACCUCAUAACUGGACUCUCAGAUACGAACUUCUUGGGUGUUUUUCCACAAGGCCUUAAUUUCCCAGUUGGAAUGCCAUAUUUUGGGUUUGAUGGUACUGGUCAAAUCAGUGGAAAGCAUGAUAGAGACAAUCCUGUGAUGCCAGAUAAUGGCUUUGAUGACUUCCCUGUUGACAUGUUUGACUACCUUGAGCAGCUUCCAACCUCAUCAGAGCGGUGA